This is a messenger RNA of Heteronotia binoei (common prickly gecko), 1647 nucleotides long. RefSeq names its product ISL LIM homeobox 1 (gene ISL1). Gene Ontology annotation, biological process: axonogenesis; positive regulation of transcription by RNA polymerase II; neuron fate specification. The transcript is spliced from 6 exons. The coding region runs from base 67 to 1116 and encodes 349 amino acids. Gene Ontology annotation, molecular function: DNA-binding transcription factor activity, RNA polymerase II-specific; cis-regulatory region sequence-specific DNA binding. NCBI's taxonomy places the organism in Eukaryota, Metazoa, Chordata, Lepidosauria, Squamata, Gekkonidae. The record is from RefSeq and is a predicted model, not a curated record. Gene Ontology annotation, cellular component: nucleus.
UUUGGGGGGGACGCGCCUUUGAAACCGUGCACCAUUUCACUGUGGACAAUAUAUCCUCUUGCGGAUAUGGGAGACAUGGGAGACCCACCGAAAAAAAAACGCCUGAUUUCCCUAUGCGUCGGUUGCGGCAAUCAAAUCCACGAUCAGUAUAUUCUGCGAGUUUCCCCGGAUUUGGAAUGGCACGCGGCGUGUUUGAAGUGCGCGGAAUGUAAUCAGUAUUUGGACGAGACGUGUACGUGCUUUGUUAGGGACGGGAAAACCUACUGUAAAAGAGACUAUAUCAGGUUAUACGGCAUCAAGUGCGCCAAGUGCAACAUCGGCUUCAGCAAGAACGACUUCGUCAUGCGGGCCCGCUCCAAAGUGUACCACAUCGAGUGCUUUCGCUGCGUGGCCUGCAGCCGCCAGCUCAUCCCGGGCGACGAGUUCGCGCUGCGGGAGGACGGCCUCUUCUGCCGGGCGGACCACGACGUGGUGGAAAGGGCCAGCCUCGGCGCCGGCGAUCCCCUCAGCCCCCUACACCCCGCCCGGCCUCUGCAGAUGGCAGCAGAACCUAUCUCCGCCAGGCAGCCGGCUCUCAGGCCGCACGUCCAUAAGCAGCCGGAGAAGACCACCCGCGUGCGGACCGUCCUCAACGAGAAGCAGCUCCACACCUUGCGGACCUGCUACGCCGCCAACCCCAGGCCCGACGCCCUCAUGAAAGAGCAGCUGGUGGAAAUGACCGGCCUCAGUCCCCGGGUCAUCAGGGUCUGGUUCCAGAACAAGCGCUGCAAGGACAAAAAACGGAGCAUCAUGAUGAAGCAACUGCAACAGCAGCAGCCCAACGACAAGACCAACAUCCAGGGGAUGACGGGCACUCCGAUGGUGGCGGCGAGCCCCGAGAGGCACGACGGGGGCUUGCAGGCCAACCCGGUGGAGGUGCAGAGUUACCAGCCCCCCUGGAAAGUCCUCAGCGACUUCGCCUUGCAGAGUGACAUCGAUCAGCCGGCUUUUCAGCAACUCGUUAAUUUUUCAGAAGGAGGCCCAGGCUCCAAUUCCACCGGAAGUGAGGUAGCGUCCAUGUCCUCUCAGCUCCCGGAUACACCCAACAGCAUGGUAGCCAGUCCUAUUGAGGCAUGAGGAACAAUUCCUUGCGAUGUUGUGGUCCUUAAGUCUUUUCGCCCCCUGCUGGAGAGAGUGGGAAAGCUACCACGUUUGGGGACUCGAGAAAAAAAAUGUUUAGAAAAAGAAAGAAUGAAAAAAAAUAUUUAAUACAACCUUGUUCAUGAACCUAAGCAAAGACAACUCCAUGAACUGUCUGGGGAGUUUUUUGUUUUUAUUUUUUUUCCUUUUGCAAUGAUAAGGUAGCAACACUGUGAAGACAAUCAUGGGAUCUUACUAGAAUAAUAUUCAAAGAGCAAAGGAAAAUGCUUUUUUAAAAAAGAAAAAAUACCCAAGCAAAAGGAUCGGAGGAGGAUCAAGGAAAAAAACAAACAGACAGACGUUUGAAAAACGUGCAAGAUCCACUCCCGAAGAUCUCCCACCUUUCCCCAGCUGGUUUCCUUCAAUGACUGCACAUCCUCGAGAGAAAGCCUUGUUUCCAUCCUUAACCCCCUCGGUGCUGUUUGUCAGCUGGCCUUUCCCCUUGCCAAAAACAAAACAUAUUAGGGA